Messenger RNA from Diachasmimorpha longicaudata, 672 nucleotides. RefSeq names its product sorting nexin-24-like. The transcript is spliced from 3 exons. Bases 1 to 585 code for a protein of 194 amino acids. Gene Ontology annotation, molecular function: phosphatidylinositol phosphate binding. Lineage: Eukaryota; Metazoa; Arthropoda; Insecta; Hymenoptera; Braconidae. The record is from RefSeq and is a predicted model, not a curated record.
AUGACGCUGCGGAUGAUUACCGAGUGUACACUAAAGUGGGAUGAGAUGUAUCGUGUUUUUAUCACUGGCUACCGCCUGGCGGAAAUAACGCACGGUAAAUCAUUCUACGUAUAUACGAUUCAACUGACAGAUGCCAACAGUGGAAUCAAGUAUUCGAUUGAGAGAAGAUACAGUGAAUUCAAUUCGCUCCACAGAAUGCUGUCGUUUCAGUUAAAGAGGGUCGGCGAGACGGUGGCUUUUCCACCGAAAAGAGUGAGAAACAGUCAGCCUAAAGUACUGGAACAAAGGCGAGCCGCUCUCGAGGUUUAUAUUCAGAAAAUGCUGCAACUACCCAGCACUCGACAGCAAGUCCUCGAGUUCUUGGGGAUCGAGGGAACAAAGAGGAGCAGCAGAAUUCUUUUCAAGAGACUCGAUGGGAAAUCCAGCUCUGCCACAACCGCUGCCCAUGUGUCCCCAGUGGUGGGCCCUCAUCCUGUGAUAACAUUCAAGUGCGAUCCAUAUGUAACAGCUGAAUCGCAAAGUGGUCUUCCCGACAUUGUGACUCAGGGGGUUCUAACAGGUUUUUACAAAUCUGAGAAGUAUUAGUUCCAAUGACUCAUUUUAGCCGAUUAUUUAUACUUUCAUACAUUUCUCUUGUCUGUGAUGAAUUUGAAUAAAGAAAAUGUCUCUCUA